GUCUCUCUACUCGAUCCGCUUCAGUGCCGCGCAGAAACUCAAGACAUGGUUUUUAAUGGUAUUCUUCCAAGUCCCGUCGUGAUCCUGACGCCAUUCGCUAGCCACGAAUCCGGAAAGUUAGACCGAUGACGAACGCCAUUAUAGUUCAUCGACCUGCAAUAAUCAUGGGCGGAACGCAAGGAAUAGCCCAACUCAAUCACGAAGUCUUUCCGCUCCUUUGUCGAAUUUUCAAAUACAUCUCGGAAAUCGCAUGCAUCUUGGAUGGCUGGACGCAAAUAAUUCCUUUCUUCUUUUGAUCGCCUCACGCAUGCCUCCCUUUUCAACUUUAGCUUGACGGAUAACUCAUCCUCAGUCCUGCAAUACACCUUGGAAUAUUCGACUGCUUCGCCGUCUACAGAAUGGUUUACGAGCUGGACCGGGCCCCCGGCCUGGUUGACCUUCCCUCCGAGCUCCUCUUCAAAAUAGCGUCUUUUCUGGACAAACGGUCGGCCACCAAUUUUGCUCGAACCGCUCGUGCGUUCCAGAAACCAUCCGAAUCCUUAAUAUGGAAAACGCUUUCCCUCACACGUUUUCAUAUUGUGGAAAAUACUGCGUCUUUAGUCGCCGGAAACUUGAAUGAGAGGGAAAGAGCCAGUGUCCUCAAUGAUCUCCGGAUCAGCCCCAAAGCUUGGAUCAAUAGCUCAAGAAUCUUGGUUCAAGGUAUGAUAGAUAACCUUAGGCGGGUGGAUUGGCGUCAGACCUAUUUGCGAGAGCUCGACCUCCAACUCGAGGUCAAAGUACCUCUAAACCUCAUUGAUCUAUUGAACGACAUUUCACCAGUGCUCGAAAUCUUGCAUAUUGACUUCCCUACCCCACGUUCAGGCUUCUAUCGUAUGGCCCCUCGUCCUCCCCACCUUCCACGUUUCACCUCUAUUCUUCACAUAAUGAGAGGUCUUCGUCGACCACUUACGGCUCUCAAGCACGUCGAGCUUUAUAUUGAUAAUGAGAACUGGGCAGCGCUAGUUUCGGCCAUGCUUCAGGCCGCCCCUAAUCUCGUGUCCCUGACUAUCAGCACAGAUAUGCACUUGAUAAGAAACAUUUCGGCUGAGGAUAAAGUCCCCAUCAUCCCAGAACUACCAUGCCUGCGAAAAAUUAUUAUACAGGAGAUGGAUAACUCUAUCACUGCGGCUUUGACCGCUAUCAUAGCCAGCGCACCGAAUUUGGAACAUGUGGCGCUCAGAGACUCGAACCUGAGCUGGCAGCCUGCCAAGGCUUCGUUACUAGAUGAAUCCAUUCUCGAUCGUCUAUCGCGUUUGCCUCUCCUGAAAAAGCUUGAGAUCUCUUCCAAUUGUUUCUACGCUCUAUGCGAAUUAGAUGGAUUUAAAAGUGUAGGGGAGCUUUCAGUGCUGUGGAACGUGACAGAACUGAAAACUAGGAUUUGCACAAAUGAUUAUCUAAUACCACCGCUUCCCAACCUGCAAAAAUAUCAAAUCAAAGUAUCUCUGUACUUUACAGAUACAGACUACCGCUGGGAAGAGUAUUUAUAUCCCCGACUGAGUACCAUUCAGCAUCUUACCACCGUCGGCCUCCCCCAGCUUUCCUCCGCUCCUCGCCUGACGAUUAUCUAUUGUCCCACCUAUUCGAAUUAUCAAAUACGCGACUUUAGCAGGAAAUGUGAAGUCGAACGACUACACUUUCCAGAAGCGAACGAUAGGUUAUUUCAAGGUAUUGUUGUGAGGCAAUUUGCUGGGAAAUACGGGGACUUGGUGCACUGUCGGUCAAGAUUCCGAACUGAUGAUGACGACGCAGUCAAGUUGGGACGAUUAAUUUCAGAUGAAACGGCUUGGGAAGAGCAUGCGAUCUACAACGGAAGGCCAGUGCCGGUUGGAACUUUAGCCGCUGUCUAUGCCGCAGAAGGCUUGGCUAUCGGAAGCAACGUUGAGGGGAGAAGCUUGCAACUGGGAGAGGAAGGCACCAAAGUGCUACAGCUAUGGGAGAUGCAAAGGGACGAAUUGUAGCCAGAAUGAUAAAUUGGAAUAUCUUCUGUUCAUGUCGUUCUUUGUUGUACUAUCAUUUGUAAAUAUUUCUUCUGUCGAAUCUUUCCCAUCAUACAUAAUUUAAUAUUUAUGAAUCAAACUUCAU
Molecule: messenger RNA, 2121 nt
Organism: Cryptococcus deneoformans JEC21
Lineage: Eukaryota; Fungi; Basidiomycota; Tremellomycetes; Tremellales; Cryptococcaceae
Exons: 2
Coding region: 399-1997 (532 amino acids)
Molecular function (GO): protein binding
Source: RefSeq, a predicted model, not a curated record